Molecule: messenger RNA, 1795 nt
Organism: Bursaphelenchus xylophilus (pine wood nematode)
Lineage: Eukaryota; Metazoa; Nematoda; Chromadorea; Rhabditida; Aphelenchoididae
Source: the annotation of a GenBank genome assembly
AUGUGUGGGAUCCUUGGUAUCUUAUUGGCCGAGGAGGUCCCAUCUGGAGGGCUUGGAUCUUGGGCGGUUGAUGCGCUCACCAAGUUGCAGCAUCGGUGAGUAUUAUCGUUAUGCUUUACCAACAAUUUGCUGUUAUAUUUUAUAUAUAUUGAUAUUUUAGAGGAACAGAAAGCUCCGGUCUCGUUGGGACUGACGGCAAAGAGCAGAAUCACUUUGAAAUUGUAAAAGGUCAUGGUCUUGUAAGAGAUGUCUAUACCUCAGAGAAUCUCAGUAAAUUCAAUGGUAAAUGCUUGCAAAAAUUUAAAAAAUUUUAUUCGGUUGAACGACACUUUUAUCCUACCCAAAACUUCCUUCAGAUUGUGUUGCUUUGAUCGGCCACAACCGCUACUCAACAGCUGGAAUGAAAGCCGCCAUCAAUUGUGUCCAGCCUUUCCUCUUGCACACUACAAUUGGCCUAAUCGCCAUUGCUCAUAAUGGAGAAUUAGUUAAUGCCCAGCAACGGCGAGCAGUGGUUCUACGCGAAGGAAUCGGGCUUUCAACUGAUACGGACAGUGAAUUGAUAGGUCAGAUGAUUGCGAAAACCAUAGCUCAGAAUAUGAAAUGUCGCCAAGAUGUGCCCAAUGGAGAUAUUUCAAGGGUAAGGUGACUACGAUGUACUAUAUAGUAUUAUUGUUGUUACGCCUAUUGAAUGUUUAAUUUAUUGUGUUCAGGAACUCUCAGCAACAAUGUCAGCCAUGGAUCUCUCAUAUUCCCUGCUGGUUAUGACUUAUGAUCGUAUUUAUGCCCUCAGGGAUCCUUUUGGGAACAGACCUUUAUGCAUCGGGACGAUCAAGUCCGGAGACUCUACUAUCGGAUAUAUUGCUGCUUCAGAGUCUUGUGCUUUUCCUCCUGGCGCCGAGUUUCAUUCAGAAGUUGAGCCUGGGGAAAUGGUCGAGAUCAGCGCCAAAGGCGUCAGAUCUGUUUGGCAGGUAAGGAUCUUCUAAUUUAAAUGCAACAGUUUUAUGGGGUGAUUUGAAUGGGUGUCAUUUCAGAUGGUCCCUCGACCGAAUGCUUUUUGUAUAUUCGAAUACGUCUACUUUUGUCGAGCCGACACAUAUCUGGAAGGGCAACAAGUGUACUCCGUGAGGAAGGAAUGCGGGAAAAUCUUGGCCCAAGAAUCUCAUGUGGAAGCUGAUAUUGUGAGUACGGUACCCGAUUCGGCGACAGCGGCAAGCAUCGGAUAUGCGGAUCAGGUAAGAAAUCAAAUGAUUUUAUCCGAUAUUCAAAUAUUUUUUUUUAUUUUACGUUUUUCUAAUACUAAAAAAAAUUUCAGAGUGGGAUCCGUUACGAACAGAUCCUGCAACGGAACACCUAUGUGGGCAGAUCUUUCAUCCAGCCCACCUCCAAACUCCGUCAAUCGGCCGUCGAGAAGAAGUUUGGAGUGAUGAGAGAGGCGGUCAAAGGGAAGAGAGUCAUCCUUAUCGAUGACUCCAUUGUGCGUGGCAACACCAUGGCCACGAUAGUCCGGCUUCUCAAAGAGAAAGGAGCCAAAGAAGUCCAUCUUCGGAUUGCGUCACCUCCGUUGAGGCAUGCCUGUUAUAUGGGGAUCAAUAUCCCCUCCACCAAGGAGUUAAUCGCUUCAAAUCGGACAGUGGAAGAGAUCAAGGAGAAGUUGGGAGCGGAUUCGAUCAAAUAUUUGUCCGUUGAGGGCCUCAAACAAGCCGUUCAGACGGACUUAAAGAAACGGAAUGCCAAGAGUAUUGGGCAUUGUACGGCGUGUUUGACGGGGGAAUACCCCGUCGCGUUGGAGUUCUGA